Molecule: messenger RNA, 918 nt
Organism: Schizophyllum commune H4-8
Lineage: Eukaryota; Fungi; Basidiomycota; Agaricomycetes; Agaricales; Schizophyllaceae
Exons: 4
Coding region: 1-918 (305 amino acids)
Source: RefSeq, a predicted model, not a curated record
AUGAUCAGCGACCAGACAUGGAACCCUGAGUACCUGGACUGCGAAAGGCAACUGCGAGAUUUCGAUCGGUUGUAUGGCGAUGCCUCGUUCUCCCAGGAGCCUUCCACCGCGCAACAGAAGCCUCCCAAAUCCGACGAGCGCGAGGGUUAUAGUCUUGAAGCUUCGACAGAGGCCACGUUCACCGAAAACCUCAGUAUGUCCCUCCAAGAACUGUUUCCGGAAGGUUUCGGCCCUGCGUACUUGCCUCCUGCUGAACGUGAAGGUGUGGCGACAAGGGCGAGUACUGGUGAUGGCGGUGGAAGUCUCGGUGCCGGAGUUGUUACGAUGCAUGCCAGUACUUCUGCCAAUCCUCCGCUUGUCGGCGUUGUAGGCGAGCAGGCCGGCUUUGUAGGCGAGCGGACCGGUGAUUUCCAGGCCGGCGAUGUCACGAGCUACGUAGCCCCGCGCAACGACCAGCACGAAUUCGACUUCGGUGAGCCUCUGUCGGCCAAGGCCGGCAGUCAAGCCGUCGAGCAACCCAGGUUCCCGUACGACCCGAACUUUGCUCUGGCGGUCCCACAAGACUCUCAGGGGACUACAUACGCGGGACCGGUGCCGGCCUGGCCCAGCUCGCGCAGCAAUGUCGAUGGGAUCGCGAAUGAGCGUCCGAAGCCGCGCGACGACGUAUCAUCGAAGAGUAGACAGGAGGCCAACAAGGGGCGGCGCAGCGACAAGGAAAGCCCUGGCAUGCCCUGCAAGUGGUCUGGAUGCACGUCCACAUUCACAAAAAAAUACAACCUUGAUGAGCAUAUGAAGCUGCAUUACAACUUGGGAGAGUUUGUCUGCUGUGUGUCAAGUUGCGAAAAGCGGUCCAACACGAGGCACUUGCAGCGGAGUCACCACAUACGCAAGCAUCACAUUGCCAGGGAAUAUGCCUAG